This is a messenger RNA of Teleopsis dalmanni, 441 nucleotides long. RefSeq names its product M-phase phosphoprotein 6-like. Bases 61 to 441 code for a protein of 126 amino acids. Lineage: Eukaryota; Metazoa; Arthropoda; Insecta; Diptera; Diopsidae. The transcript has a single exon. Gene Ontology annotation, biological process: maturation of 5.8S rRNA. The record is from RefSeq and is a predicted model, not a curated record.
GUAGGAAGAUUACUUUGAAUAAAAAGUUUACUUUGAAUUAAAGCAGAAACAUUGUACGACAUGGCGCUUAAUAAGAAACCAAUUCUCUCCAAAAAUCUUUUGGAGAUGAAAUUUGUGAAAAAAACUAAAAAAAAAUUGGAGAAAGAAGCGAAAAUAGCAGAGGUGAAGUCAAUGUAUUCUAACGAUGUUGGUUACAAGGUUCUCGGUGAAUCAAAAUUUUAUUAUGAAAGAUGUUUUAAUAAUCUUGAAGACCUCAAUGAGGGUAGAAUGAGUUUUAAUGGCAUGAAUCCGGAAAUUGAAGCUUUAAUGAAAGCUGAUGAAGCUGAAAAAAAACUCAAGACUGAUUUUAAACGGCCCACGGAUGUAUCUAAUAUUAAGAUGACUUCAAACUAUAAUAAACACCGAUUAUUUAAGCCGGUUAAGUAUAAGCAGAGAAAGUAA